GUGCCAGGUCCCUUGUUUAAAAAAAUGGGACCACGUAGGGCCGGAAACAUUACUCUUUAGUUUAGAUGAACAUUUGCCGAAAGCAAUUAACAAAAAGCAGCCGAGCAGGAGGCUGGGGGCAUAUGCAUCGAAAAUAUCUAUCUUCCUUGGCAGUGCACGAACUUGGAGGGGACUCCAAUACCGAGUGUGGUAACUAAGCAUGAUGUCCAACAAGAUGAAUGGAUGCUAGGUCAUUGGGGCGAUCGAUCCAUCACACAAAUAUAUAUAACUUGGCUAGUAAUGCAGGGUCGAUCAGUGGCUAUAGCUGAUAUAUAUUUCACGAUGGCAGGUGUCACAUCGGAUUCUUCACAGGAGACGAUGAGUAAACGGUGGAACCUCGCCGGCAUGACGGCGCUCGUCACCGGAGGAACCAAGGGGAUCGGGCUUGCCAUCGUGGAGGAGCUGGCCGGGCUCGGCGCCAAGGUGCACACCUGCGCACGCAACGCCGCCGGCCUGGACAAAUGCCGGCGGCGAUGGCAGAGCAAGGGCCUCCACCAGCUGGUCACCGCCUCCGUCUGCGACGUCUCCGUGCGCGGCGACAGGGAGGCCCUCGUCGCCACGGUCCGCGACCUCUUCCACGGCAAACUCCACAUCCUCGUCAACAACGCCGGCCUGUCCCUCUACAAGGCGGCCGCGGACACCACGCCGGAGGAGUACGCCCGUCUCAUGGCCACCAACCUCGACCCCUGCUUCCACCUCUCCCAGCUCGCGCACCCGCUGCUCCGCCAGGCCGGGGCCUCCUCCGUGCUGCUCAUCUCCUCCGUCACCGGCUACAUCGCCUACCCGGCGCUCUCGGUUUACUCGCUCACCAAGGGGGCCAUGCACCAGCUCGCCAGGAGCCUGGCCGCCGAGUGGGCGACGCACGGCAUCCGCGUCAACUGCGUCGCGCCGGGCGGCAUCGACACCGAUAUCUCCACCACCACGCUCGCCACCGACCCAACCAUGGCACGGAGGCUCGCCGACAUGGAGACGGCGCGGGUGCCCAUGCGCCGCUUCGGCAAGCCCCACGAAGUCGCCGCGGUCGUCGCCUUCCUCUGCAUGCCCGGCGCCGGGUACAUCACGGGCCAGGUCAUAUGCGUCGAUGGAGGACGCACAAUAGCAGCCAAGCUAUGAC
Molecule: messenger RNA, 1153 nt
Organism: Triticum aestivum (bread wheat)
Lineage: Eukaryota; Viridiplantae; Streptophyta; Magnoliopsida; Poales; Poaceae
Product: tropinone reductase homolog At2g29290
Exons: 2
Coding region: 223-1152 (309 amino acids)
Molecular function (GO): oxidoreductase activity
Source: RefSeq, a predicted model, not a curated record